AAACAACGGAGGAGAUACUACCUAGCAUCGGGAUAGUCAUGUUCGUCUCGAGAGCUUUACAAUAUCUAUAGACUUUGGAAUAAACUACUUUUUUCUUUUUGUUGUUUUACUAUAGUCCAGAAACUUACUACAACAUGUCACUCACCACCCACGCCACCAACCUAGCAUCCUCUCUUGCCCAUGCCAACCUAGUCCCGGGCCCCGCAUCGGCGCUGAUCCCGGCGGCCUUUGCACCGACGACACAACUCGGUAUCUCAUUUGGCGACAAGUCGGUUGAUCUGGGGACCUUCUUCCGUGCUGGAGAGUGCAAACAGGCGCCGCGGAUCUCAUUCUCCCCUGAGGCAGAUGUAAAUAUCCAGGGAGAUGCUUCGUAUCUAUUCAUCUUGACGGACCCCGAUGCGCCAACUCCGGAUGAUCCUAAGUUUGCUUUUUGGCGACACUAUGUUGUGAGUGGGUUAGGGCCUGCGGGUAAGGAUGGAGAGGGUAAGAUAUUGACAGAGUAUCUUGGGCCGGGGCCAAAGGAUGACUCCAAGCCUCACCGGUACCUCUUCCUCCUCUACCGGGAACCAGUAGGUUUGUCCCUGGCAAAAGAGGACGUCGGCGGUGAGGAGUUCGUCCAACGGCGCUCCUUUAAGCCUGCCGAAUUUGCGGAGAAGCACGGGCUAAGUCUCGUCGGUGUGAACUGGAUGACUUGUGCCGGGGACGGCUGGGUUGCGUGAUGGAUGUUUUAGAGGAUACGACUGUGUGGCGAAGACGGAUUCAUAUUACGUGUGAUUGGUUCGCUUCUUCUGUGUUUUAUAUGGAUGAAAGCAUGUACAUAGAUGCGGUACAUUGCCAAGAGAUGACCUGCAUACGGGCUGCAUUCAGCUUGCUGCGAGAUCUAAGACAGGCACGAGAGAUCUGAUAAGUCAGGAAGGAUAAAAGGCGAGGUUAUUUAUUUAUAAGUCAAGCCUCAUGUUUUACUUUUCAACUACCAUCGAGCUCGACGGACUACCGCAUUAUCUCUCAGGGGUCUGGUACUCUCGGGAAUUAGUCUACGAUAUAUCACGAGGUCUCACUAAAGCCAAUGGAUAUUAACGACCGGCUGAAUUCAUUGCAAUAAAUCUAGCUACUGUCGUAAUACACGAAUGAAAUGACUCCUAUUCCAUGAAAAUGCGAUCGAUCCGUGUUCCAUGCAUGCAUUUUGUAUAAGCCCUCCCCUUCCCUUACAGUAACAUUCCCCCCCGUAUCCCUCCUUGUCCUUAAACGCCUUC
This is a messenger RNA of Daldinia loculata, 1253 nucleotides long. RefSeq names its product PEBP-like protein. Bases 135 to 719 code for a protein of 194 amino acids. Lineage: Eukaryota; Fungi; Ascomycota; Sordariomycetes; Xylariales; Hypoxylaceae. Gene Ontology annotation, molecular function: peptidase inhibitor activity; phospholipid binding. Gene Ontology annotation, biological process: regulation of Ras protein signal transduction; regulation of proteolysis. The transcript is spliced from 2 exons. The record is from RefSeq and is a predicted model, not a curated record.